AUGAAGUCGAUCGCUUGCCUUCUUCUCGCCACAUCGGCCGUCCACGGCCUGCGCCUCUCGGCCCAAGAAAAGGUAGACCUCCAAGCCAAGCUCGAGGCGUGGAAGGCCAGCCAAGCCGGCAAGCAAGCCGAAGCCAACGGCUUUCUCCCGCCCAAGACGGAACACGGCAACCUCGAAGACGGCGAGAUUGACGACGAGCUCCUUCGGUUUGCCACGACCCAAAAGAUCGUCGAUGACCUCAACAAGCAGCACAAGGGCGCCGUCUUCUCGACCGACAACCAGUUUGCGCUCAUGACCGAAGACGAGUUUGCGGCCUUUAAGACCAAGGUCAGCGUCGGCAAGUCGGUCGACAUCCAAGGCGAGAGUGCGCUCCAGAGCGCGCUCGACAAGCAGCCGGUGACGGUCGUCGUCGAGGCUGGCAACAACGUGUGGCGCAACUACAAGAGCGGCGUCGUGCAGAGUUGCCCGGGAGCGCAGUCGGACCACGCCGUGAUUGCUGUCGGGUAUGGCACCAAGGACGGCCAGCAGCAUUUCAAGAUCAAGAACUCGUGGGGCACGGGCUGGGGCGAGCAAGGCUACAUCUACCUCAAGCGCGGCGUGAGCAGCAAGGGAAUGUGCAACGUGGCCGAAAUGCCGUCGUACCCGGCCCUGAGCGGCAAGUCGCAGCCAUCGUCCGAGCCGCAGCCGCCGUCCAAGCCCACGAAGAUGCCCCACGGCAACUGCAACGGCUGCAAUGGCUGCUACUACCCGGCCGCGUCGCAGUGCUUGACGGCUGACUACGAUAAGAAGUACUGCGAGUACCUUGCCCCCGAGUUCGGCACCCAGUGGUGCACGUCGUAG
Molecule: messenger RNA, 840 nt
Organism: Saprolegnia diclina VS20
Lineage: Eukaryota; Oomycota; Saprolegniomycetes; Saprolegniales; Saprolegniaceae
Exons: 2
Coding region: 1-840 (279 amino acids)
Cellular component (GO): lysosome
Molecular function (GO): cysteine-type endopeptidase activity
Source: RefSeq, a predicted model, not a curated record